AACUGGCACGCCAAGCAAAAGGCGGCCGAUAUCGACGCCCAGAACGACGUGAGCUCGAGCUCGAGCGUCAACGACGACACGGUGUACGAGUCGACGCACCUCGGGCCGUCCGGGCAGCUCCGCGUGCUCAUCAAGCGCAACUUCACGCGGCUGCUUCGUGACAAGAUGACGUUCAACGCACGCCUCGCGCAGAGCAUCAUCAUUUCGCUCUUUGUCGGCCUCAUUUUUUUUCAGCUCGAGCUCACGCAGGCGGGCGUCCAGUCGUUCACGGGUGCCAUCUUCUUCAUCGUCGUGGACCAGUUCAUGUCGGCGGCCAACCCCGAGUUCAUUUCGGUGCCACUCGAGAUGCCCAUCAUGUCGCGCGAGUACCACAGCGGCUUGUACCACUCGUGGGUCUGGUACUUGGCCAAGAACCUCUCGGAGCUCGGGUUCCAGUUCUUCUACCCGAUGGUUUUCUUUAUUCCACUCUACUUUAUGGUCGGCUUUGGCGCCUCGAACGCGACGCUCUUCUUCACCAUGUACCUCUUCCUCGCGCUCACGCAGAGCGCGGCGAUUGGUCUCGGCUACAUGGUGUCGUGCGUCGCUGGUCGCGCCGAGCUCACACCCAUCAUCGGCAUCCUCACGAUCCUUCCGUUUCUCAUGUUUGGCGGUCUCUUCCUCAACGCCGACAUGAUCCCGGUCUACUUUACGUGGCUCGAAUUCCUCUCGCCGCUCAAGUACGGCUUCCGCGGCGCGAGCCGUGCGUUCUGGAACACGAUCACCGACAUCCCGUGCCCCCCCGGCGCCGUGUGCAACGCCCGCAACGGCGACGACGUCCUCCGCAACCUCGCGCUCGACAAAGGCUCGAUGGGUGGCGACGCUGCGUUUUUGAUUUGGAUCAACGCCGUCUUCCGCCUCGUCGGCAUCGCCGCGCUCUACCUGCGCAUUCGCGCCAAGCACUAAACCCACACGAGCAGUAUAUUAACCCCAAUUCUAAUUCUUCUUCGUCGUCCGAC
This is a messenger RNA of Saprolegnia diclina VS20, 995 nucleotides long. RefSeq lists its product as hypothetical. Gene Ontology annotation, molecular function: ABC-type transporter activity. The coding region runs from base 166 to 942 and encodes 258 amino acids. The transcript has a single exon. Gene Ontology annotation, cellular component: membrane. The record is from RefSeq and is a predicted model, not a curated record. Lineage: Eukaryota; Oomycota; Saprolegniomycetes; Saprolegniales; Saprolegniaceae.